UAGUUUUUAAGCAUCUGCCGGUGAAUUGAGGCACCCGUGUACAGAAUAUACACACAUUUUGUUGAAUAUUGUGUUGUGAAAAAUAAAUUGCGUGCUAAAAAGUAAACGCCAAAAUGAGUGGCGGCACUAUGUUGUAUGGCGGUGAUGAGAUUGGAGCAUUGGUGUUCGAUCCAGGCCACCAUUCGCUGCGCGUGGGCUACGCUCAAGAAGACUCGCCAAAAGCCGAAAUUCCCUCCGUUGUGGGCAUUGGAGCGAAGGCGCCAGACACCAACUUGGAUCCAGAGACAAAGACAGACAACAGCGUCACGCCAAACAAUGCACGCAAGUACUAUGUGGACACCAACUAUGUGAAUGUGCCGCGAUCCCAGAUGGAGGUGCAAACAUACAUGAAGGACGGCAUGAUUGACAACUGGGAGCUGUUCGAAAAGGUCAUCGACUAUGCGUACGCGAAUGUCAUACAAUCGGAGCCGGAAUAUCAUCCGGUGCUCUUCUCCGAGGCAUCGUGGAAUGUGCGCAACAAUCGCGAAAAGCUCACCGAACUGAUGUUUGAGAAGUACAAUGUGCCAGCAUUUUUCCUGGUCAAAAACGCCGUACUCGCUGCGUUCUCAAGUGGUCGUGCAACAGCUCUGGUGGUCGACAGUGGCGCCACACACACCUCCGCUGUGCCCGUACACGAGGGAUACGUAUUGUCGCAGGCGGUGGUGAAGUCACCGCUUGGCGGUGAUUUUCUCUCCCGUCAGUGCAGGCAGCACUUGGAGAAGCAUGGCAUUGAUUUGUCGCCCGUGUAUAAGAUUGCCUCCAAAGAUGUGGUCAAGGAGCGAGACAAUGCCCGGUUUACGCUGCGCAAACUGCCGGAGAAUCUCACGCAAUCGUGGCAGAACUAUAUGACGCAACUGAUGAUGCAGGACUUUCAGAUGAAUGUGUUGCAAGUGCUGGAGAAUCCCUACGAUGAGCGUGUCGCCGCACAAAUACCCAUGGUCCACUAUGAGUUCCCUAAUGGCUAUCAUCAGGAUUUCGGUUCGGAGCGUUUCAAAAUUGCCGAGAGUCUAUUUGACAAUGCCAUGCUUGGCGCCGGACAACUUGCGUCCACCAGCGUGGGCAUGUGUGAUGCAGAUGUGCGUUUGUCUCUCUUUGGUUCCGUUGUGGUUACAGGUGGCAACACACUGCUGCAAGGUUUCCCAGAACGUCUCAAUCGGGAUCUGCAAUUGCGUGCACCGUCGAAUACACGCUUGAAAAUGAUUUCCGCGAAUGGCAGCGUGGAGCGAAGAUUUGGCGCUUGGAUUGGUGGCUCCAUAUUGGCCAGCAUUGGCACGUUCCAGCAGAUGUGGAUAUCGUCGCAGGAGUACGAAGAAGCCGGCAAGAGUCAAGUGGAACGCAAAUGCCCAUGAAGGACAGUCAGAUUGAAGAAUUCCAAUUUUAAUUGUAAAGACAAAUGCUAAUAACGAUGUAUAAUUGUAUAAGUCAAAAUAACUAUUUAUUGUGUGUGCGCUUCAUUGCGAUAAAGGUGCAUCUAAAUCAA
Messenger RNA from Drosophila albomicans, 1519 nucleotides. It is a transcript of the gene Bap55, whose product is annotated as actin-like protein 6B. The transcript has 3 exons. Gene Ontology annotation, biological process: nervous system development; regulation of transcription by RNA polymerase II. Gene Ontology annotation, cellular component: SWI/SNF complex; NuA4 histone acetyltransferase complex. Lineage: Eukaryota; Metazoa; Arthropoda; Insecta; Diptera; Drosophilidae. Bases 114 to 1388 code for a protein of 424 amino acids. Gene Ontology annotation, molecular function: chromatin binding. The record is from RefSeq and is a predicted model, not a curated record.